Molecule: messenger RNA, 917 nt
Organism: Annulohypoxylon truncatum
Lineage: Eukaryota; Fungi; Ascomycota; Sordariomycetes; Xylariales; Hypoxylaceae
Exons: 1
Coding region: 98-628 (176 amino acids)
Source: RefSeq, a predicted model, not a curated record
GCCCUCUACCACUUGGAUACCAGCUACGACCUUGGGCUGUACGAGAAAUCGCCUACCAUUAUUAAAUCCAUAAUACGGCACUACAAAACCCGCCGCGAUGCUGGCAAUCAUCAUUCUAACCACCCUACUGAGCCUUGCGGAGGCCAGCUUCAAAACACCAAGAACCGCGCUCCCUCCGAGCCCGAGCUUGUCAUCCGCAAUAUCCGCGUCGGCAGUAGAAUCAUCUAUUCCCACAAUAGCAACAAGCAGCAUAACUCAGUCCCAACCCGUUGAAUCAAGUUCUUGUGCCCCGCAGCUGAAGAGCUCUGCUGCUGUCUCGACUCGGUGCUCCGCUCUACUAUCUGACGCGCCUACGUCUAUAUCGACUGCCAGCACGGGCAGCCCCGAAAUAACGCCGUCACCUGAACUCGAUCCGCCAGGGGCCAACUUCCACGAGAUGGGUGCCAAGUACGUCCAGACUACAUAUUGGAGUUGCGUAACUUUCCCUCUGGAAACACAUUGCGGUUGGCACCAGCCCAUAUUGGAUGCCAAAGCAGGUGGGAUACGAUGUGAUGGUAGUGGACAGGCAGCUUUGCGCGCGGGUAUCGUGGCAGGUGUCGUCGCAGGUGGAUUGGCGCUUGGAAUCUAGCGUCUGAGCAGAGCGCCUCUGCUUAUUUGGUUUCGUUCUUUUGGGUAGAUACCCCGGAUGACCUGAGAGAUGAUGUGAUGAUUUAUGAUAAGCUUGCGCCAUACGGGACAUUAGAUACCUGGGGAGAUUGAGGCGUCUUGGAGUUAGUGAAGGGAAGUGUUAUAUGAAUAUAUCGUCAGUGAAUAAAUAACACGCCAAUAGGUCACUUAUGAAGAAGAAUCUCAAAUCGUGAUUGCCAUAUCAACUCCUUGAUUUAUGCUAUCGUGGGGAAAUCAUCAAAUUCAUUCCG